UGAGCGUGUUACCUCACGCUACCGUCCCAAAGUCCUCCGCAGUUUGAGGAUCGCUGAGGUUCGAGUGAGACUCCGCCGCCUCUCUAGAGUCUGCUCAGUUCACGAUGGAAAGGAAACAAUGUUGCGUGAGUCUGUCGGUCCAGCCGUCCAGAGGACAAAUGGAUGAGAAGUUCAUUGUCCUCAUGCAGAAUGCCCCACCUGGUUUCAAGCUGACUGUCCACGCCUUCCACCAGUGUGAAGAUAGAAUCAAAUGGGAGGCGUUUGGUCACUACACUGCUGAUGCCACUGGGACUGUGAACGUUUCAGAGGAUCUCAGUCUGGGUGGGACAUAUUCAGGGGUUGAACCAAUGGGUCUAUUGUGGAGCCUCAUACCAGUUCCAGGCAGCAAACCUGGACUCAGGAUGAGGAAGUUGAACGUCCAGACUCCCAUGGAGGUCACAAUCUCAGUGUACCAGGGUCACCAGACUGAGGGGUUUGUGGAUCUAGUGUCGCUGGCCUCUGUGUUGGUGGAGCGCUGGCACAUGGCGCCUGGCAUCCGCAGGAUCCCAAUCACAGAGGGUGGACUCACUGCAACUCUUUUUCUGCCCCCAGGACCUGGACCUUUCCCUGGUAUCUUGGACCUGUGGGGGGGUGGAGGGAAGUUGGUGGAGUACCGCUCAGCGCUGUUGGCCUGCCAUGGCUUUGCGUCCCUUGCUCUUGACUACCUGACAAAUAAAGUCACCAUUGAAACUGGGAAUUUCGUGGACAACAAGUACUUUGAGACGGCCUACAAUGUCCUGCAGCAGCAUCCUCAGGUCCUUGGCAGCAGGAUCGCCAUGGUGGGACUUUCCUUAGGCUGCGCUAUCACCUUCAAAAUGGCUGUUUAUUCUGACGUUUUUAAGCUCAGGUGUGCGGUGUGUAUCAGUGGGAGUCAUGUGCAGCCAGUUGGUGGAUCUUUGGAACAAAUUAUGGAUUUUUUUAAGGAAAACGCUUGGAAGACUCGUGUCACUGAGGAGAACCAGACGAUCUUGCGAGACCUGCUGCUGCCCAUUCCUGCCGACACCUCAUUUAAAGCAGACGUGGGACGACUCCAGUGUCCUCUGUUGCUGGUUGUAGGUGAGGAUGAUCAGAACUGGCCAGCCUACGAGUCUGCCAUGGACAUCCAGGAGAUGAUGGAGGGAGCAGGGAACAGCCACCUGCUGACUGUCCUGUCAUACCCAAACACUGGUCACCUUAUUGAACCUCCAUUCACGCCGCACACCAGAGCCAGCAACUUUAAAUCAGUCUCCUCACGUCAUAAGUUAACAGCUUUGUGGGGCGGAGAGAAGGUGGCACACUCUCAUGCUCAGGAAGACGCCUGGAGGAAGAUGCUGCUCUUUCUGAGGGAGAAUCUGUAUGCUGGCAGAAACCCUGUUCUAACCUCUUUUUCCCACCUGUGAUGAAGUUGAUAACUAAAAGAAAUGGAGUUGCUAAGUGAGAUAAAUUAUUUCAGUCUGAGGUUAUGGAUGUAAAAAUCCCUUUAAUUGUUACCCAAAAACAAUUUUAUAUGUCUCACAGCUGAAGCACAUUUAUGGCAUGAAACCUUCUUGACUGAAUCAUCAGUACAAAAGAUGAAUAACCUUUAGAAAACACACUCAUCAAGCACUUUGUCAGGAAUACUGAUACACCUGCUUAAUCAUGCAGUUAUCUCAUCAGCCAGACAGCAGCCUGAUGCGUAAAAUCAUUCACCCAGAGGUCAGAAGCUUUACUUAAUGUUCACAUCGUCACAUUGUUCAUUUAUAUGUGUUAAAACCAAAACACAUGUUGAUUUGCAUAGCACACUCAGACAUAAUCAAGUGAAACAUAUGCUCAUUGAUAACAUGAGCGCCCUGUCGUGUGAAAGAUGCACCACAACACUGGUAGCUGCAAUUUUCCCAUCCUGACAUAACAUCUGAGAAAGUAACAGCAGUUGGCUGCUUGCCAAAAACUUUGUUUAGUUGGAAGUCUGAACACAUCUACAUCUCAUUGUCAAGAUGGCUGGCCAAGGGGGAGUAAUGGUCUUAAAGCCUCAUUUGUCUGUUAUGAUUUACCAAUGUAUGUUUUUUUCUGAGAAUUUUAUUCAAGAAUUUUCACACUUUUUGGUUGAUAAAUAACUACAGAAUACAUUUGCUGUGGAGAUCUGAUUAUGAAACUGUCAUCCAUCCUCUUUUAAAUGUUAUCUGACUGACAUACUAAUAAGUCAUUACAUUAAUUCAAUAAUUAAAUAACCACUGCAAGUCUCAUCAGCAUCUUACUUAUUCCUGUAAACCUGCAUUAACUAUUUGUUCUUCACCUGCCAGAACCCUCAUCUCCCCAAUAAAUAUUUGCUUUAUUA
Molecule: messenger RNA, 2332 nt
Organism: Hippoglossus stenolepis (Pacific halibut)
Lineage: Eukaryota; Metazoa; Chordata; Actinopteri; Pleuronectiformes; Pleuronectidae
Product: peroxisomal succinyl-coenzyme A thioesterase
Exons: 11
Coding region: 105-1418 (437 amino acids)
Biological process (GO): fatty acid metabolic process; acyl-CoA metabolic process
Molecular function (GO): fatty acyl-CoA hydrolase activity
Source: RefSeq, a predicted model, not a curated record